AUCACGUUACUAACUCAAAGGUCACAUCCACCUCCUAGAAGCACUCGAUCUCUAUAAAUAGCAAGAAACCCCCAACCCUUAACAAUAUAUACAAAGACAUGUUUUUCUGAACAAAACACAUUCUUAAUAUAGGCAAGGAUGGCAGAAACUACGCAGAGGAAGAGGGAGGUGUUUGCGACCAAGAAUGAAUUCUCGGUAGCAAUGGCUAAGUACACUGCUCAUCUCUCGGCCAAGUUCUGCAAGGAGAAAGGAAUUUUCACCGUUGUUCUCUCCGGCGGUGGCCUCAUCGAUUGGCUCUGCAAGUUGUUGGAAUCACCAUACAAAGAUUCAGUCGAAUGGUCAAAGUGGCACGUCUUUUGGGUGGACGAGAGGGUCUGUUCACAUGAAGAUCCAGACAGCAACUACAAACUCGCCAUGGAUGGUUUUAUCUCCAAGGUUGGGAUUCCGAAGGAGAACAUCUACGCGAUCGACAAACAAUGUGCCGCUGAUGGUGACGCGGAGCGUUGUGCGACGCUCUACGAGGAGUGCUUGAGGAACCUGGUGAAGGAAAAGAUACUCCCACUAAGUCCAAAUGGCCAAUAUCCUCAGUUCGAUCUCCAGCUUCAAGGGAUGGGUCCUGAUGGCCACAUGGCGUCUCUCUUCCCGAAACGUCCUCAGAUCAAUGAGACGGACAAGUGGGUCACUCACAUUACCGACUCCCCAAAACCGCCACCAAGGAGAAUCACAAUGACUUUACCCGUCAUCAACUCGUCUUUGUACAAUCUUAUGGCCGUUUGCGACGACAACACAGACCAAUGUGCACGUUCCAUCGCUGGAAUCUUUAAGAACAACAAUCUUGACUUACCUGCUGCUCAUCUUACUGCCCAAGUCGAAACUAUGUGGUACCUUGACAAAGCAGCUGCUUCAUUGCUUUAGAGAGCCAAACACAUUAAUAAAUGCAUGGUGUUCUUGAUAUGAGUAAUAAAUCUCUCCAAGUCAUGCUUUUGUGGAGCGUGUUGUUGGAGUUUGCUUGCAUGUCUGUUGAA
This is a messenger RNA of Raphanus sativus (radish), 1025 nucleotides long. RefSeq names its product probable 6-phosphogluconolactonase 5. The record is from RefSeq and is a predicted model, not a curated record. Bases 139 to 915 code for a protein of 258 amino acids. Gene Ontology annotation, biological process: carbohydrate metabolic process; pentose-phosphate shunt. NCBI's taxonomy places the organism in Eukaryota, Viridiplantae, Streptophyta, Magnoliopsida, Brassicales, Brassicaceae. Gene Ontology annotation, molecular function: 6-phosphogluconolactonase activity. The transcript has 3 exons.